Messenger RNA from Rhododendron vialii, 1044 nucleotides. RefSeq names its product lectin 6-like. NCBI's taxonomy places the organism in Eukaryota, Viridiplantae, Streptophyta, Magnoliopsida, Ericales, Ericaceae. Gene Ontology annotation, molecular function: carbohydrate binding. The record is from RefSeq and is a predicted model, not a curated record. Bases 1 to 1044 code for a protein of 347 amino acids. The transcript has 2 exons.
AUGGCCAUCUUCAACUUCCGAAUCCUUCUUUUUUCUCUCUCCAUAUCCUUCUGCAUUCUAUUUCCUCAAACAACUUCACUCACCUUCAACCUGACAAACUUAGGCGAUCGAGAUCAAAAGGCUAACAUAAAAACGUUCGGAGAUGCCUAUAUCUCAACCCAAGGCCUCCAACUCACCUCCAAUCUGCAGCAACAAGCCGGUAAAGGAACUUACAAAGAAUCCCUUCACCUCUGGGAUAAGUCCACUGGAAAGUUAACAGAUUUCGAUACCCAUUUCACUUUCGUGGUUGAUUCAGACGGGCUUCCCAAUUUCGCCGAUGGUCUCGCCUUCUUUCUCGCUCCAGAUGGGUCGAUGUCCACGGCUGGUGGUGCAUUUGGCCUCCCAAUUGACCCGGUCACGAUAGUAGCCACUAGCCCUUUUGUUGCCGUGGAGUUUGAUACGUUUCAGAAUGGUUGGGACCCGGUUGGUAUCAGCCCGGUUACUCAUGUAGGUAUCGAUGUCAACUCGCUAACAUCAAACGUUACUGCUGUUUGGUACGGUAACAUAACUCGUGGGACAGAGAACGAGGCUUGGAUUAAGUAUGAUUCGAGCUCAUACAAAUUGAGUGUAGUUUUUACUGGUUCUGUUAAUAAUUCCAGAGUGGAAGAUACCAUUCAUUUGAUUGUUGAUCUGAGGGAUUACUUACCUGAAUGGGUAACAAUUGGGUUCUCGGCUUCAACAGGGGCGCUGGUUGAGAAACAUACUCAGCAUAGGAAAACGAUGGCUUUAGAAACUUUUGCGCAGCUAGCCAUUCCACGCUUUGAUGGUCACUUUGAUCAUUGGAGCAUGCUCAUGGAGAACUUCUUAAGGUCCAAAGAAUACUGGACGGUGGUUGUUUCUGGAGUAGCAGAACCAGCCGAAGGUGUUGUGUCGACAGAUGCACAAAAGGCGGAGCUUGAAGGGCUAAAGUUGAACGAUCUCAAAGCAAAGAAUUAUCUCUUCCAAGCUAUUGAUCGCUCAAUCUUGGAAACCAUUCUUUGCAAGGACAGCGCCAAGCAUAUUUGA